Messenger RNA from Cynara cardunculus var. scolymus (artichoke), 774 nucleotides. RefSeq names its product cytochrome b5-like. The transcript has 4 exons. The record is from RefSeq and is a predicted model, not a curated record. Gene Ontology annotation, cellular component: membrane; intracellular membrane-bounded organelle. Gene Ontology annotation, molecular function: heme binding. The coding region runs from base 71 to 496 and encodes 141 amino acids. NCBI's taxonomy places the organism in Eukaryota, Viridiplantae, Streptophyta, Magnoliopsida, Asterales, Asteraceae.
GGCACAUAAAGCAAUCUCAUUGAUUAUAAGAGGAAUUGGUUGACCACUGUUGGUAGCAGAAGAUCAAGAAAUGACAUCGGACGCCAAAAUUCUUUCUUUCCAAGAGGUUUCAAAGCACAAUUUGAAAACUGAUUGCUGGCUUAUUAUUUCUGGAAAGGUGUAUGAUGUAACCGCAUUUCUGGAUGAUCACCCUGGAGGCGAUGACGUCCUGAUAUUAGCAACCGAGAAAGAUGCAACAGAAGAUUUCGAAGAUGUGGGCCACAGUCAAGAUGCCAAAGACUUGAUGAAAGAUUACUAUAUUGGUGAAAUCGAUAGCAAAUCUAUGCUUCAGAAAAACAAGCGCAAGAUGCCUUCUAACACAGCUUCUGCAUACAACCAAGAAUCUGGAAGUUCAUCUAGCAACAUAUUGACAUUUCUUUUACCCAUACUAAUCUUGGUGUUAGCAUAUGCUCUCUACUACUUUGCCAAGAAAGAUGCGAUUAUCAGCUAUCAAUGAAUGCAUGUGAUUUAUGUCAUUUCCUAUAAAACUUAUGGAUGAACAUUCUGUCCUGUUGUUGUGUGCUUGUAGUGUUGAAUUUUGUAUUAAUUAUCUUAUUUACUAUUUGCUGAUUAGUAAUGUACCUAUCAACAAGGUUUGUGUUGUUUAGGCUUGGUACGGGAAACAAGAUCAAAUGUAAUGUCUUUAUUGUGUUGUUUAGGCUUGGUACCGGAAACAAGAUCAAAUUUAAUGUCUUUAUUGUGUUGUUUAGGCUUGGUACCGGAAACAAGAUCAAA